ACAAUUUUUACCUACUUCACCCUCCUUUAUCAAACAUUCUCUUAAUAUUAUAAACUUCUAAAAAAAACAUAAAAAUAUAACAAUGGCCAGAACAAAGCAAACUGCUCGUAAAUCAACUGGUGGAAAAGCUCCCCGCAAACAACUUGCUACUAAAGCUGCACGAAAAAGCGCUCCAGCUGCCGGUGGUGUCAAGAAGCCGCAUCGUUAUAGACCAGGAACCGUCGCUCUUAGAGAAAUUAGACGCUAUCAAAAGUCUACUGAACUGUUGAUUCGAAAACUUCCAUUCCAACGCUUGGUACGUGAAAUCGCACAAGACUUCAAAACUGAUUUACGUUUCCAAAGUUCGGCCAUUGGAGCUCUCCAGGAAGCUUCCGAAGCCUACUUGGUAGCACUUUUCGAAGAUACGAAUUUAGCGGCCAUUCAUGCAAAGCGUGUUACAAUUCAACCAAAAGACAUUCAACUCGCUAGACGACUUCGUGGUGAACGAUCCUAA
Molecule: messenger RNA, 493 nt
Organism: Rhizophagus irregularis DAOM 181602=DAOM 197198
Lineage: Eukaryota; Fungi; Glomeromycota; Glomeromycetes; Glomerales; Glomeraceae
Source: RefSeq, a predicted model, not a curated record